Amyelois transitella is the source of this 4669-nucleotide messenger RNA. RefSeq lists its product as uncharacterized. The transcript is spliced from 11 exons. Bases 11 to 4669 code for a protein of 1552 amino acids. NCBI's taxonomy places the organism in Eukaryota, Metazoa, Arthropoda, Insecta, Lepidoptera, Pyralidae. The record is from RefSeq and is a predicted model, not a curated record.
AUCACAUGUUAUGCGUAAGAAAAUUGAACCGAAGGCAUCGUCGGGUACUAUGUCGCAAAGUAGCAGUGGACCAUCCCAUGUUAUGACGCUUACAAUCACUACUACUCAAAGUAGUAUAAAUGGCGACAGCAGAUGUAGAAUCGGAAGAAAAAAGGGAUUGCCUUCGCCCUAUCUCACAGCAGAUAAGGUUAAGUUAUCCAGAGUAACAGAAAAGAAAAUAAUACAUAAAAAACCACUUGAUCAUGAUAAAUCGGUACCUUUGGCAACUGACGUUUACAGAGCAAACUCUGAUGAACUUAGAUUUUUAAAACAUAAUAACAAGAAAGUCAAAAAGUCCGUGCUGACUCUACCAAAUGAAUCUAAUGCUGAAGGUAUAGUCUGUACAGUAAGUGACGUAAAUGAUAUGACUGAAUUCAAUAAAGAUCAACGAGAUCGUGAACGUAAAAUAAAAAAUAGAAAGCGGCUACCAAUACAAACUAGAAAGCCUCGUAUCAAAGCUAAAGACUUCGAAUAUUACGACAGAGAUGCUCGAUACUGUUCCCAGAUGAAUAUUGAUUUAGACUGUAGUUCUACUGACAUGAUCAAAUAUUACAAUGGGGAUGGUAAGAGGGUGUCAAAUAAAUAUGCUACUGACAAAGUAUCUGAAACCGAGUCCAAGCUGGACCCACACGACGUAUGGGCUGUACUAAGGAAUAUAAACCGCUUUCAGUUCACCCCCUCACCACCUUUGUCAAAUUAUAGUGUGCAAUCAAGGAAGAAGAAAAGAAUGAACAAAAAACGUAAUUGUCGUAAAGAUGCGCGAGUCAUUGAGACUUGCCGCACUGAAGAAUUUGCUUACAUUUCAAGCUAUGAUGUGAGCAGGUCUCGUACAAACUUUUCUCAAGCUUCGAGCAUUGAUCGUAUUACGGUGAUAGAUAAACAAGAUGACUUUAAUCACUUGUGUCAAGAAUUUGAAAAGAAAUUAACUCAAACUACUAUGAUGAUAGAUUCAAAAAAUCUUAAAGGACAAAAUAAACUAAAAUCGGGCAAUCAAUCUUUUGAAAGAGGUAAUCAGUUAAUGCCAGGUAAUCAAUCCGCACCUUUUAUUGAUAAGAAACCCAUUUUAAAUAUGCCCAAUGGCGGCCAACGUCCAGAUUUCAACAAAGAUGCAAAUGAAAGUUCAAAUGCCCAUAAAAUUGGUUUAACUUGUUUAGAAUUUAAGGAUGAUCUUCGUGGUCACAAAGAUCAAAUUGAUAAAGAGCUGCAGCUGCAGUCACCAUACAAUACCACUCUAUGUUCUGUUAAUUCAGGAUCAAGUAAAGCAGGACUUAAUGAUUUUGUAAAUCGAACUAAAGCAGAGGAGAAUAAUAGAUCUGUCUAUUCAGACGAAUCAUAUCAACAAAUGAAAGGCAUCACAAAGGUAGUUCUUAGCAAAGCACCAGAUGCUGUAGUACCAAAGCGCAAUAUUCCUUCAAGUCCUAUUCGCAAACCUCGUUUAGUAACCACUAUGCCGAGUACAAUGCCACCAAAAUUAACACUUACUGAAAUUAAAAGAAGACUCGCAUACUUAAGAUUUCCUAUCGUAGUUCUUGAAAAGGAUGAACUAGGUUGUUCCUCAAUUGAAGUUCCUUCAUUUGAACCGGUCCAGUUUCGCGGUUUGGACCAACAUAUAUGGCCGUUUAUGGUAGAGUGGCAAAAACCCGCUGAAGUUAAGAAUAAGUCGAAAAAUAACAACAAUGUGUCUGAAAAUAUUCAACAAGGAAAAGGCAAGCAUUCUAUAUCGAGAGUCACUAACAAUAACAAUUCGUAUGAAAAUAAAGCACUUGUUCCAAAAGAGAAGAAGUUUUAUAUUUAUAACACAAAGAAAACUGAUCCAAAACGUGUUAUUGCUGUGCCAGAAGCUAAGGCUAUAAUACAGCAACAAAUAAAAUCGAAACCUAUGAAGCAGUUCAAAGACAAAAUGUUAAAACUGCUUUACAAAAACUCGACUGAAGAAUUCAGAGGUAAUAACAACCAAACUGGUGGUCAAGGUGAUGUGAACAAUCAGAAAAUACUUCAACAUAUUAAUAUUGAGAAUCCAGUAAAAAAAGUUGACGCCGCUACUGAUGCCAGAUCACCUCGUCAGCAAUUUGCUACGCAAUCGAAUCGACGUGCGUUAGGGAGUCCACAAAAAGAGCGGAGUCAGGUGGCUUUGCCACAUAUACACCCAUGGGCUAAAGGUAAAUGGGCUAGCGACUUUAUAGAUAGUGUCAUAAAGAAGGUCAAAAGUGGUAUUUAUUAUACCCAGGAAAAGAAAGUUGUAUGUAAAAAGUGCUGUAAGGUCUCAAAGGAAGUGUCAAUACAAACGACUUUGUCGAGUGUGAAAUGCAACACCGAUUUAAACAAAACUAACAAGAUUGAUGAUAUGAACAUAAAAAAUGAUUAUCAAAAGAUACCUGGAUUUGAUGAAGUUUUAGCACCUGUUGAAAUUAAAAGUUUGAAUAUGAAACAAAUCACGGUUAAACAUUGUUUGACAAAUGUUCUGUUACAGUUUGAUGUUUCAGUACCAAACGAAAAGAAAUCUAUUUCGUUAGAACCACAAAGACCACCACUUUACACGCCACUUGGAUUAACAGAUAGUCAUUCGAAGAUCAUUAAAUGCAAAACUACGAUUUUGAAUGCAAUAAUGCCAGCUGAACUUUGUAGUAUAAUACCAAAGCUUAUGAGGAACAUAGAUUUGAAUACAAACUCGCCCCCAGCGUUCCCGCCAUUCGCUUUUAGGAAACCUGAAAUUCAACUUUCCACAAUAUCUGAACUCGCUCCACCCCAAUCUAUCGAAUCUAUUAAGUAUGCCAUCAUGCCAUUUUCUUUCAUGUCCACGAAACUAAGGGCAUAUUUGGCAGGGAGAUUUCAACAAAAUAGGCAUAAAUUAAAAAUUAAACUUCCUGAAAGGAAAAGUAUACUUUCUUGUUGUACGAAUGUGGCUAGGGACAUGCUCAAAGGUUUCAAAAUCGUUCCGUUGCUAAGUCAACAUCACAUAUUUAAUCCAGACACCAUAGAUAUAACAGCAAGAAAUUUAUACAGGCCAUCUUAUACGAAUAUUAUACGGAAUGCGAGGUCAAAGUGUAUGGCUCUACAACCAUACAGUGAACCGAAGCAAUGUGUGGCUCCAACAUUUGGCAUCCAUAAUGUUAUCAAACUAUUACAACAGAUCUGCUGUAAAAACAUAGUGGUUCAUUUUGAUUUUCCAAAAUAUUUCCCUGUUCAGCUGAACAACAUUAAAAUAACUGUUCUGCCGAACGCGCCAAUAAUUGAUACGAAAAUCUUUGAAAUAGAUUCCCUUCUCAAUGGAUGUUUAAGGGCUAAUGAUUAUAGUUCUAAGCGUCUCUGCAUUGAACAGAAGAUAAACUCCAUUGACUUUGAAAAAAAAUCAAGUCGAAUUCAAGAUAAGAAACCAAAGAUCAGUUUAAACCUUAGUCACACUAAAACCAAGAAAUGCUUCGUGAGACUAUACAAAAAAUGUAAAUCAACAUCAAACAUUACUAUAGAGAGAAGUUCUACUGCAUUAUGCAAGAUAACAAACCUGGAUCAUUUCUUCCAAGCUCUUGGAUCAGGAAAAUUAUUGUCCAGCGUAUUUGACAGUUAUGCUGAGAAGAAAAUUUUAUCUUCUAUAGCUGAAAUGAGAAAUUGGAUAACAGAUAUUAGCCAAAGACAGGCUAUGUUGGUUUUGUUGCUGACUAACAAGAAAGAAACUCCAAACUUGGUGCGAUAUCGGCCAGUUCUAUUGCAAGGUAUCGCUGUGAACAGGAUCACUCGCGCUUCUGAGCUGGACAUGGAAAUUGAAGUCAUAGAAACUGAAAACCUUAAAAAACCACAGUUUGACGGGAUACAUUACAUGUCAACAAAAGACCAAACUAACAAUCUCUUAGAAGAACUUUAUUGGAUUGCUAAAACAACUGCUUCGGACUAUCAGAAACCAUUCGACGAAUCAUCAGAGAGAUUAUUAAAAUCGUUGACGGAGAAGCGUAAAAAACUAAAUCCGUCUUACUUACGUGUAAUGGCGCGUUAUGUCGGUCUCGGCCUUCUAAAACCACCCAAAAAAUAUUCCCUUCUCAAUGGAUGUUUAAGGGCUAAUGAUUAUAGUUCUAAGCGUCUCUGCAUUGAACAGAAGAUAAACUCCAUUGACUUUGAAAAAAAAUCAAGUCGAAUUCAAGAUAAGAAACCAAAGAUCAGUUUAAACCUUAGUCACACUAAAACCAAGAAAUGCUUCGUGAGACUAUACAAAAAAUGUAAAUCAACAUCAAACAUUACUAUAGAGAGAAGUUCUACUGCAUUAUGCAAGAUAACAAACCUGGAUCAUUUCUUCCAAGCUCUUGGAUCAGGAAAAUUAUUGUCCAGCGUAUUUGACAGUUAUGCUGAGAAGAAAAUUUUAUCUUCUAUAGCUGAAAUGAGAAAUUGGAUAACAGAUAUUAGCCAAAGACAGGCUAUGUUGGUUUUGUUGCUGACUAACAAGAAAGAAACUCCAAACUUGGUGCGAUAUCGGCCAGUUCUAUUGCAAGGUAUCGCUGUGAACAGGAUCACUCGCGCUUCUGAGCUGGACAUGGAAAUUGAAGUCAUAGAAACUGAAAACCUUAAAAAACCACAGUUUGACGGGAUACAUUACAUGUCAACAAAAGACCAAACUAACAAUCUCUUAGAAGAACUUUAUUAG